AUGCCAAAUAUGAAUGGAUAUGAGUUAUUAGAUGUGUUAAGAUCCAAUGAAAAAACUCAACUAAUUCCCAUAAUAUUAUUAUCUGCAAAAGCUAGUGAAAAUUCUAAAGUCACGGGUCUGGAUAAAGGAGCAGAUGACUAUUUAGUAAAACCAUUUUCUGCUCGAGAGUUAAUUACCCGUAUUCGGUCUAAUAUUAAGCUCUCACUUAUUCGGCGUGAAAUAUUAUUUCAAAGAUUUGAACAAGAAAAAACAAAACAAUUACUACUUUCAAUAUCGAAUAUGAAUCUUUUCGAAUCAGAUCUAAAUGAAAGGUUACUAUAUGUCAUCAAAGAAAUCUAUCAAAGAUUACCAUGUGAAAGAAUAUUUAUUAUUUCAAAAGAACGAUCUAAAUCUAAUAAUAAUAUAGUUGCUUUUUAUGAAAACUCGGAAAAUAUAACACGAAUGAUUAAUCCAUUCAUGGAAAUUAAUAAUAGAAAGAAAUCUCAAAUAUUCUCUAAAUUACAAGAAUAUUUAAAUAAUAACUCGGGAAUAGAUAUUUCCUUGGAUGAAUAUAGUGAUGUUGCUCUUAAAAAUGUAUCAGUAUUAUCAGCGAAAAUAAUGUUGAAUAAUGGCUUUUGGGGAUGUAUUAAAGUGCAUAGGUCUCCGAAUUCUAUUUGGCUUGAUUCAGAAAUAGAAUUAUUCCAACAAAUAUCGGAUCAAAUAAGUUUAGCUAUUACUUACACAACAUUAUUAGAAGAGAAUGCCGAAAAAGAAAUUCAAAUAAAAGCUGCUGAAGUUGCCAAUAUUACUAAGAAUCAAAUAUUAGCCAAUAUUUCUCAUGAAUUACGAACCCCAUUAAAUGCAAUGGUGGGUAUCCUUUCUUCCUUUGAUAGGUCCACCGUUACAGCUGGUCAAAGCGACAUGAUUGAUAUCAUGACAUGCACAUCUGAUAUAGUGAUAUCUAUUGUAAAUGAAAUUGUUAAUGCAGCAAAGUUAGAAGAACAAAAAGUCAUUUUAAUAAAUAAAACAUUUGAUUUAUUAGAAUUAUUUGAGAAUACUAUUGAAGAAUUUGAAAAGCAGGCUGGAGAUAAAAAUAUUGAGCUAAUUAUGAAUGUUGAAAUUGAAGCUAUACCGAGAUAUGUUAAGAGUGAUUCUGAAAGGGUUAAAUUUACCGAUCAUGGUAAAAUUAUAUUAACACUUUCCACGCAAUCACAAGUUAAUGAUGAAAUAAUAGGAGGUCAAAUUGUUAAAAAAGAAAAUCUAUUGAUUGAAUUGUAUAAUACUGGCAUGAAGAAAAAUUUUUCGCAAGGUGACAUGUCAGAAAUUAAAAAACAAGAUGAUACAGAACUUGCCCUCUCAAUUUGUAAAAGUCUUGUAGAACUUAACGGAGGAGAAAUUAAUGUAGAAAGUAAAUUGGGAAAUGGAAGUAAAUUUUGGUUUACGUGGAAUGUUGAGACAUUAUCAAUAAUUGAGGAUGUGAGAAAUGCAAUGCUGAAAUAUCUUAAAAUAAUUGAAAAAGUUGAUGUAUUCGAUACCUUUGAUGAAGGUAUUAGAGCAGCAAGAAGAUAUAAAGAAUUGCAUAAUCGACUUGCUUAUGAUAUAGUAUUUAUUAGCCUUUAUGAAAAUAACUAUGAAGAGGUCUUGAAUGCAUCAUUAAAAUUAAGAGGAUUAGAAAUUAAUAGCAAGAAUUUAUUAAUAAUAUUUAUAGUAUUGCCGAAUAAUGAAGGAUAUAAUUUGGCAAAAAAAUUAAUCGAAAAAGUUGAAGGGGCAACUUCAAUCCUUUAUACACCAAUUACAUUAAAAAAAUUAAUUAAUCAAUUUACGAAUAUCGAUAUUGAAAAAAGAUGA
This is a messenger RNA of Scutellospora calospora, 1827 nucleotides long. NCBI's taxonomy places the organism in Eukaryota, Fungi, Glomeromycota, Glomeromycetes, Diversisporales, Gigasporaceae. The record is from the annotation of a GenBank genome assembly.